GUUUGAGCCGCCUGUGGACGGCGGCGACGCUGGCGCUGGCGCUCCAGGGCUGCUCGCGACUAUCCUCGACGCCUCUUCGGGAGACGGCUCUCGGCGGGACGCGGCUGCAGGCAGAGGUCCUGGCCAGCGGGUCGGCCUGCCGCGCGACGCCGGCCGACGUCGGGCGGGAGGGCGCGGCGCGGGGGCUCGCCGAGCAGCCGCGCGUUGCGGGCGAAAGGGCGCGCCCCAUUGCCCGCGAGCUAUUCUGCGGGCACGGCUCGCUCCGCGCCUCUCGCGAUGGCGCGGAACUGGCAGGUCGCGAUGGCCAACUGCUCGCCGAUGAGCACGUGGCUGCUGGCCUGCGCGCGUACAAGAGGCCAGGGUAUGAUGAGGGCUGCGUCAAGGACAUCAUGGAGCGAUGCGAGGGCCUGGGCCUGCAGUUCUACUUCCGCACCUGCGCUGAAGACGGUCGCACCCCAGUUGACUGCGUUCGCUUCGUCAGCGAGGCCGCCGAGUUCAUGCGGGCGCAGAUGAAUCCGACUCCGAAGCGCAAGGCGGAGGCUGAUCCGCCCGCGGCUGCCGCGUUGAUGCAGAGACAUCAAGGCCACGGGGGUGUGAGCGACGUUGGCGACGAGAUGGCAUGCGCCCUGAAGCGUGGCGCCCUGGUUCGCCACGCCAUCUGGCAGCGCAGCUGCUUCGACGUGGCCAGCGAACGGCAACGCAAUCCAUAUCGCAUGGAGGUGGCCGGCGAGUUGACGGGUCGCAACGCUGCGCUCGUCGAGAACCGCAGGGAGCUCUGCGAAAUUAGCGACGGUCUGCAGGAACAACGUGAUGAGUUCAAGGAGAGGAAGCGUGACCAGGAGGACAAGAUUGUCCGCCUGGAUCACGGUAAAGGCAUAGACACGCAUGAUGCGACAUGGUACCAGAUGCCUCCGCAGCAGCUCAAAGAACGCAGAGAUUUCAGGAUCACAUUACGAAAAAAGAUGGAAUCAUUGGCCAAGAUAUGCAUAGCAGCAAAGGGUGCCAACCGAAAUUGUGACGGCACGCUCUUCGAGCUUUCCAUAUGUAAGUUGAUGGACUCACAGUGUUUCAAAGUCGGCAAGCAGCUGCUCUACAUGACCAAUAUGAAGACCAUCCAGACCGACAAACUAAAAAAUAUCAGAGAACGUCAGAAGAACCUCAGUGCAGAAGAGGCUGAGAUUGAAGAGGAGCUCGGGAAGAUAAAGCAAGUUAUCGCAGAGCUGAAUGAGAUGGACUCCAGUGACGACGAAGAAGUUCACAGUCAUGGAGACAUUCAUCAUGGACCCAUAGGAGGACGUCCAGACCACGUUGCUGCAGACGUACACAUGGCCGCGCCUGCCCCUGAUAUCACCGCCAAGGGAGCAGGCAAAGGAUCGGCCCCACCGCCGCCGCCGCAGUGGUGGACAGGAUCGCCGUCAGCGCCUGCAGUGUGGGAUCCAGUACAUGGCUGGACAAAUGGAUCGACAGCACCGCCUCCGCCAGUCAAUAGUGACCAGAGCAGUAUCAGUCAGCUGAUGAACCAGCUCAUGUCAGUAGUGCAGGGCAUGAUCAACAAGCAGGCCAAACCUGAAUUCAUCCAGGAUCCCCCCUUUGCAGCCCCCAUGGUUAAGAAGACCACCAUCACCCACUCCAUGAAGGUGGCUCAAUACAAUGUCAAGUCCCUUGCGCAGAGGGCCGCGUAUGGGUGCCUCGGCCGUCGGCGUCGCAUGCGUUCUGAGAUCGUCCGGCUCCAGCUCCAGGACAUGGGGGUUUUGCUGGCUGGACUUCAGGAGAUUCCGCUCAGGUCCUGGGAAGUAGAACUAAACGAGCAUGCUGCAGGAGUGGCUCGCGACAUCCACGAGGCGGCGCAGCUUGCCUUUCACAUCAAGUCCGUGAGAGCGCGCCAGCCGUACAUCAACCAGCCCACCCUGGACCUGGGGCUAACCACUAAGCUACGAGUUGCGCACGAGCGAAUCUACAGGGCGGCGUUAGGCAAGCCGAGAGCCAGCAACGCCGAGCAGCAUGACGCCUACCACGACAUCAUGCAGCACACGGACCGGCUGCCAUAUCACGUCAUCUUGCGCAUCAACAGGCGCAUUGAGGCUCAUGUGAGGGACACCCCCAUGGCCAUAGUCAAGCCUCAGGCCCCAGUGUACUUCUGCCAGGCUUGCUCCGCAUCAUUCGAGGCUGCUCGCGACUACAAGGCCCACGCACUAGAG
This is a messenger RNA of Prorocentrum cordatum, 2198 nucleotides long. NCBI's taxonomy places the organism in Eukaryota, Dinophyceae, Prorocentrales, Prorocentraceae. The record is from the annotation of a GenBank genome assembly.